This is a messenger RNA of Budorcas taxicolor (takin), 934 nucleotides long. RefSeq names its product mitochondrial ribosomal protein S11 (gene MRPS11). Gene Ontology annotation, cellular component: ribosome; mitochondrial small ribosomal subunit. The transcript is spliced from 6 exons. NCBI's taxonomy places the organism in Eukaryota, Metazoa, Chordata, Mammalia, Artiodactyla, Bovidae. The coding region runs from base 63 to 656 and encodes 197 amino acids. The record is from RefSeq and is a predicted model, not a curated record. Gene Ontology annotation, biological process: ribosomal small subunit assembly; maturation of SSU-rRNA from tricistronic rRNA transcript (SSU-rRNA, 5.8S rRNA, LSU-rRNA); translation. Gene Ontology annotation, molecular function: structural constituent of ribosome; mRNA 5'-UTR binding; small ribosomal subunit rRNA binding.
GACGGGAAGAGCUAAGUCUCGCGGUCGCCGCGGACGGGAGCUGACUGAGGUCAACUUAAGUCAUGCAGGUUGUAAGAAACGCUGGAUCCUGGCUCUUGCGGUCAUGGGCUUGGCCGCCGAGGACCAGGGUCGUGGCCAGAGUGCCGGCCCCCACCAUCCACAUGAGCGCCCAACAGAUGCAAGACGCAGCAGCCAAGGAGGAGGUUGAGAAGGCGGAGAUUCCGGCUCCAGCUUCGAGCCGCAGCAGCUUCAGCAUUUACCCUCCAUUUCCCGGACAGGAAAGCUCUCUGAGGUGGGCAGGAAAGAAAUUUGAGGAGAUCCCAAUCGCACACAUUAAAGCAUCCUACAACAACACACAGAUCCAGGUGGUCUCGGCUGCUCACCAGCCCCUUGCCCGCGCCUCCUGUGGUACAGAGGGGUUUCGGAAUGCCAAGAAGGGCACGGGCAUCGCAGCACAGACAGCGGGCAUAGCUGCUGCGGCGAAAGCUACAGGGAAAGGCGUGACCCACGUCCGAGUUGUGGUCAAAGGCCUGGGGCCCGGGCGCUUGUCUGCCAUCAAGGGCCUGACCAUGGGGGGCCUGGAAGUGAUCUCAAUCACAGACAACACCCCCAUCCCACACAACGGUUGCCGCCCCAGGAAGGCGCGAAGGCUGUGAGGGCCAGGAAGCCUGCACCUGAUGUCGUCCUGCCUCCAGCUGGGCCUCGUGGAAAACGCACUGUCCAGCCUCUCCAGGCAGGGCUCGUUGAGACCCUGGGGCAGUAAGGGAGACCUUCACCUCCUUACUCGGUGGCCUUUGCUUGUUCUUCUGACGAGAGCAGCGUGGCUAGAAGUGAGGCCAUGCCUCUCUUGGACACGAGGGGAGUUAAAGGGCAGCUUGACCCAGACUCCCAGCAGUAAAUGCUGCUUCUCUUCUGAAAAAAUAAAAUUAUUUCU